Wallemia mellicola CBS 633.66 is the source of this 801-nucleotide messenger RNA. RefSeq lists its product as hypothetical. Bases 57 to 641 code for a protein of 194 amino acids. Gene Ontology annotation, molecular function: GTPase activity; GTP binding. Lineage: Eukaryota; Fungi; Basidiomycota; Wallemiomycetes; Wallemiales; Wallemiaceae. The transcript is spliced from 4 exons. The record is from RefSeq and is a predicted model, not a curated record. Gene Ontology annotation, biological process: small GTPase-mediated signal transduction.
UUUCGUCAGUUUAGUUAGUUUGUACAGAAACCACCACUCAGUUAAAUUAAAUAUAAAUGCAAACAAUCAAGUGCGUCGUCGUCGGUGAUGGUGCUGUCGGAAAGACCUGUUUAUUGAUCAGUUAUACUACCAACAAGUUCCCUUCAGAAUACGUCCCAACUGUUUUCGAUAACUAUGCAGUCACGGUCAUGAUUGGAGAGGACCCUUACACACUAGGUUUAUUCGAUACUGCAGGUCAAGAAGAUUACGACAGGCUGAGACCGUUAUCCUACCCUCAAACCGACGUUUUCUUAGUUUGUUUCUCCGUUACUUCACCAGCAAGUUUCGAAAACGUUAAAGAGAAAUGGUUCCCAGAAGUACACCACCAUUGCCCUGCAGUACCUUGCAUCGUCGUCGGUACACAAGUUGAUUUACGCGACGAUCCAUCCGUUAGAGAGAAGCUCGCACGACAAAAGCAGCAACCAAUCUCUGUCGAGUUGGGUGAAAGAUUAGCUAGAGAGUUAGGCGCCGUUAAAUACGUUGAAUGCUCAGCUCUUACACAGAAAGGUCUCAAGAAUGUCUUUGACGAAGCUAUCGUCGCUGCAUUAGAGCCACCAGUUGUCAAAUCAAGAUCCUCAAAACGUAAAUGUGUUAUCCUUUAAACCUACGUUCAUUCCUAUACCCUUCUUAUAAAAUAUGAAGAAAAAUUUCACCCAAUACAGCUCUCUAUUCAAUCUUUCUCACUUUCUAUAGUUUCUACAUGUCAAUAAAUCUAAUUUUUAAUUUAAUUAUACAAUUUUAUUUGUUGGUAAUGCAUUUGCC